Messenger RNA from Choloepus didactylus (southern two-toed sloth), 886 nucleotides. RefSeq names its product translocator protein (gene TSPO). The coding region runs from base 237 to 746 and encodes 169 amino acids. The transcript is spliced from 4 exons. Gene Ontology annotation, cellular component: membrane; endoplasmic reticulum. Gene Ontology annotation, molecular function: cholesterol binding. NCBI's taxonomy places the organism in Eukaryota, Metazoa, Chordata, Mammalia, Pilosa, Megalonychidae. The record is from RefSeq and is a predicted model, not a curated record.
AGCCGGGAAGUGAGCGCGGCGCGGGCCGGACCCCCGACAGCUCCCGCUCGGCGCCGCGCGGCCGAGGGGAAACGGAGGCCGGAGGCAGCGGGCCGGAGUCUGGGCGCGGGGAGCCGAGCGGGCGGCCCCCCGGCAGCGCUUGGGGUUCGGCUACCGGGUCAGCGGGCGGCGGCGGCGGGCGGCUCCGGCCCCGGCCUCUCGGUCCAGAGCCUUCCGGAACAGCAGCUGCAGCAGCAAUGGCCCCGCCCUGGGUGCCUGCCAUGGGCUUCACGCUGGUGCCCAGCCUGGGGGGCUUCCUGGGCUCCUACUUUGCCCGCGGGGAGGGACUCCGCUGGUACGCCAGCCUGCAGAAGCCCUCAUGGCACCCGCCCUACUGGACGCUGGGCCCCAUCUGGGGCACGCUCUACUCGGCCAUGGGGUAUGGUUCCUACAUGGUUUGGAAAGAGCUAGGGGGCUUCUCGGAGGAGGCCGUGGUUCCCCUGGGCCUCUAUGCUGGGCAGCUGGCCCUGAACUGGGCGUGGCCCCCCAUCUUCUUUGGUGCCCACCAAAUGGGCUGGGCCCUGGUGGACCUCCUGCUCACAGGCGGGGCGGCCACUGCCACGGCAGUGGCCUGGCACCAGGUGAGCCCGUCGGCCGCGCGCCUGCUGUACCCGUACCUGGCCUGGCUGGCCUUCGCGGCUAUGCUCAACUACUGCGUGUGGCGGGACAACCGCGGCCGGCGCAGUGGCCGGCGGUCCCCAGAUUGAGGGUGCCACCCGCCGAGCACUGUGGCCACUGCCUGCCACCCACCAGGAGCCGUCGGUGGUGGCCACCAGGCUCUCAUGGCCACUGGGCCUGUUGGUCCAGCUGGAUCUCAGCCGGGAGCCACCAGCAGCUUGUGCCAUCC